AGAUCUCUACACAUAUUUCCUCCUAUUUAGUCCUAUUCUCCCAUUCUCAGCUAAUAAUGUCUCGCCGCUUGGUUCCCUCUCCAUUUACUCUCAAUCGAUUCGCCGUUGUCCAAGUCCGCUAUAAUAGCACUGUCGGCACUGGCGCGCGUGGUUCGGUGAUCGACACCCAACACGUCCCCGCACCAGGAGCAGGUCAUAUCAAGGUCCUUCUAUUAAACAGACCAGAAGCCCGGAAUGCUAUUUCACGAGAGUUGCUGGACAGCUUAACCAAACAUGUCAAUUCAAUUGAUGCUGAAAAGGGGAAAGGGCCUACGCGGGCUUUGGUUCUCGCCAGCAACAUAGAUGCGGCAUUCUGCGCUGGCGCGGACCUGAAGGAGCGGGCCAAGUUCACGAGAGAAGAGACCGAAGCAUUCCUCGCCCAACUCCGGCAAACAUUCACAAGCCUUGCUGCCCUCCCAAUCCCAACCAUCUCAGCCAUCUCUUCAAUGGCUUUAGGCGGCGGCCUCGAGCUCGCCCUGUCCACUAACCUUCGUGUCUUUGGCUCGACGAGUAUUGUGGGUUUGCCUGAAACCCGACUCGCCAUUAUUCCUGGGGCUGGGGGAACUUACCGGCUACCCAAGCUCAUUGGCGAAAGCCGGGCGCUUGACAUGAUUCUCACUGGUCGGAGAGUUAGCGCGGCAGAGGCUUACUUCAUCGGGCUCUGUAAUCGACUGGUGGAGGUCAGCCCUGAGGAAGCCGCCCAACCAGGCGCAGCGAGGGAAAGAGUUAUACAAGAGACCAUAAAGCUUGCCCUGGAUAUCUGUGAAGGUGGCCCCAUCGCGUUGAGGCAAGCCAUGAAGGCAGUUCGUGGAUUUGAAAAGGGAGCGGAGGCAGAAAACCAGGCCUACCUAGGCGUUGUGGAGACGGAAGAUCGAUUCGAGGCGCUCAAAGCCUUUGCAGAAAAGAGGAAACCCUGCUUUAAGGGCAGGUGAUUGUACGGGCAGGAUAUAUGUGUCACAUAUAUGUUCUCUGGGAUGACUCAAGGGAUGCGGGCUACAUUCUGCAGACACGAAGAGGGCCAAGCAGAGAGCCUAUGUCUGCAGAUUUGCUACGGAGUUUAAUUAACCUGUGUAAUACAUGCGGAAUUUUACUUAGGUUUUGUCCAUUUCUCGCGAGAAAAUCUGCCUUAUUUCGACGAGUAUCUAUCAUUUUGGUGGGGAAACACGCGGCGGUUGUGGUCUCGUCAAAUAAAAUAUAACUCGACAAAUCGUGGAGGGUGGCAGAUGCGUCGUUCUGUUCGUGAACAGGUAGUUCAUUUUCAACAUCACAAGAGGCUACCGGACAGGCUACAGGAUUAAUAUAUGGGGCCAUAAUAGACAGCCGAACACCAUACAAUUACCAUCUAGUGAC
Histoplasma capsulatum G186AR is the source of this 1389-nucleotide messenger RNA. Its product is annotated as enoyl-CoA hydratase/isomerase. The coding region runs from base 57 to 971 and encodes 304 amino acids. The transcript has 2 exons. Gene Ontology annotation, molecular function: enoyl-CoA hydratase activity. Gene Ontology annotation, cellular component: mitochondrion. The record is from RefSeq and is a predicted model, not a curated record. Gene Ontology annotation, biological process: fatty acid beta-oxidation. NCBI's taxonomy places the organism in Eukaryota, Fungi, Ascomycota, Eurotiomycetes, Onygenales, Ajellomycetaceae.